AUGGGCGUGGACAACUCACACGUCCGCGUCUUCACGCCUAGAGUCUUCGCCAUGGGCAUGAUUGUCAGCAUUGGCGGGCUGAUCUUUGGCUAUGACACGGGUCAGAUCAGUGGCUUCCUGGAAAUGGACGACUUUCUGCAGCGCUUCGGCAACACCACUGGUGCCAAUGGCGGACCGGCUUUCACGAACGUACGCUCGGGAACGAUUGUUGGCCUUCUCUCCAUUGGCACUCUCCUUGGCGCUCUCAUCGCUGCACCGGUUGCCGAUGCUUUUGGGCGCAAGGUUGCCAUACUCGUUGGAAAUUUCAUCUUCUGCGUCGGUGUCAUUGUGCAGAUUACAACUGAUACUACAUGGUACCAAAUCGCUCUCGGCCGAUGGGUGGCUGGUCUGGGGGUGGGCAUCUUGUCUGUUCUAACACCAAUGUACCAAAGUGAGACGGCUCCGCGACAGGUCAGAGGCGCGCUGGUCUCUGCCUACCAGCUCUUCAUCACCUUUGGCAUUUUCCUGGCGUACUGCAUCAACUACGGCACAGAGACCGACAACGGCAAGAGUCAGUGGAUGGUCCCAAUGGGCGUGGGCUUCAUCUUCCCCGUCAUCAUGGCCAUCGGCAUUCUUUUCCUUCGAGAAUCACCCCGCUGGGACUACCGCCGCGGCCGGAUCGAAGAAGCCCGGAAGACCAUGGCGAAAUCUUACAGCGUGCCUGAGAACCAUUGGGAGGUCAACCGGGAGAUGAGGGAGAUCAAGGAGAAGCUUGACGCCGAGAACGCUGGCGGAGGCAAGCAUCCUUUCUACGAAGUCUUCACCGGUCCACGUAUGGCAUACCGCAUCUCGCUUGGUGUCACUUUGCAGGCCUUGCAGCAGCUCACUGGCGCGAAUUUCUUCUUUUACUACGGCACGACUAUCUUCCAAGCCACAGGACUUAACAACUCGUUCGUCACCUCUAUGAUUCUGGGAGGGGUCAAUUUCGGAAUGACUUUUCCAGGCCUGUGGGUCGUCGAGCAUUUCGGCCGCCGUCGUGCUCUGAUCACCGGCGGGUUGUGGCAAUUUUGCUGCUUCAUGGUCUUUGCUUCGGUUGGACACUUCGCGCUGGACCAGACUACUCCUCAGAAUACCCCAGGCGCCGGCACCGCGAUGAUCGUCUUCGCUUGUCUCUUCAUCGCUGGCUAUGCGCAGACCUGGGGACCCAUUGUCUGGGCUGUGACGGGCGAGAUGUAUCCAAGCCGUUAUCGCGCAAAAGCGAUGGCGAUGAGUACCGCGAGCAACUGGAUCUGGAAUUUCCUGAUCUCAUUCUUCACGCCUUUCAUCACUGGCGCCAUCGACUACCGCUACGGUUACGUUUUCGCAGGCUGCAACUUCGCCGGUGCCUUCGUGGUCUACUUCUUCCUCUGCGAACACCAGGGUCGCAGCUUGGAGGAGAUCGACACCAUGUACAUCAUGCACGUCUCUCCGCUGAAGAGCUCCAAGUGGGUGGCUCCCGAAGGCGAGGAUCUUGUCACAGCCGACAAGCUUUUCCUGGAGCCUGGGGCGGGGGGCAUUCGCAAGCAGGAGGCGUCGGGUAUGGAGGGGGAGCAGAGAUUGGAGGAUGUGCCCGCGGCGACCGAUGAGCAUGGUAUUACUGAUGUUAGUGGGAUCGGGUAUGAGGCUGAGGCUAGUGGUGUGAGGGGUGGAUCGGUUGGUUGA
Saxophila tyrrhenica is the source of this 1680-nucleotide messenger RNA. Its product is annotated as hexose transporter hxt5. Gene Ontology annotation, cellular component: plasma membrane. Gene Ontology annotation, biological process: transmembrane transport; carbohydrate transport. NCBI's taxonomy places the organism in Eukaryota, Fungi, Ascomycota, Dothideomycetes, Mycosphaerellales, Extremaceae. Gene Ontology annotation, molecular function: carbohydrate:proton symporter activity. The record is from RefSeq and is a predicted model, not a curated record. Bases 1 to 1680 code for a protein of 559 amino acids. The transcript is spliced from 3 exons.